Messenger RNA from Symbiodinium sp. CCMP2456, 429 nucleotides. NCBI's taxonomy places the organism in Eukaryota, Dinophyceae, Suessiales, Symbiodiniaceae. The record is from the annotation of a GenBank genome assembly.
AUGCGCCAGUGCAGUUCACAGGGCUUGGCCGAGAAAGAUGUCGGCUUGAAGCAGCUCCAGGAGCUCGGAGUGAACCUCAAAGACCUGGAAGAGAGCUUCUCCCGUUCAGCUGGCCCUGGUGGACAGAACGUCAAUAAGGUUGAAACCGCUGUCCGCUUGCGGCACACACCAACAGGGCUUGAGGUGAAGGCACAGACUCAUCGAACCCAGCUCGAAAAUCGCGUUUCAGCUCGCCGACGCCUGGCAGAGUUGUAUAAGAAAGCAGUGUUGGGAGUGGAGACGAAGGCUGGCCGCAAGGCCCAAAAAGUUCGCAGCAACAAGGCACGAAGAGCACGACGCCGGCGAAAGAAGGCAGAGGCUGCGCUUGCACAGGGCGACGCAGACGCCGAUUGCGCCGAGGGCAAGGAAGGCAACGAGAGCACGACGUGA